CGAUUGCCAACAUAGCGCCACAUUUCAUGUAAAAAAUAGACAAAGUCUUACCCAAAUGCCUAUAAGUAAGCUACUCAACCGUACUUGGAAACCAGACUUCUGUUACUUCACAUUACCACUCUUUCACAUAACUUAUCUCUUCGUUAGUGAAAGUGUGCACCCGUGAGCAAUGGCCACAAACUUGAGCAUCUCUAUCUUCUGCCUAGUUUCAAUGCUUCUUCUUCUUGUGGAGAGCCAUACUGAGAUUGAUGCUGCUACCAUUGAGACCCCAGCUCCCGCUCCCGCUCCUGCACCAGUUAAACAGCCAAGCAAAAAGGAUGGCACUACUGAAGGUAGUCUUCAACCACAAGAUUGCAGUCCUCGUUGUGCGGACAGAUGCUCGAAGACACAAUACAAGAAGCCGUGUUUGUUCUUCUGCCAAAAGUGCUGUGCCAAAUGCUUGUGUGUGCCACCUGGAACUUAUGGCAACAAGGAGGUCUGCCCUUGCUACAACAACUGGAAGACCAAAAGGGGAGGCCCCAAAUGCCCCUAAAUGUUGGAACUUUCACAAUCUAUGUUCCUAGUUAGAUUCAGUUCUGCCACUUGUAUAUAUCAUUGCAACAUCUAGUUCUCCUUGAUUUUGAUUAUGUUGGUGUAUGCCAUUGCUCAUUUUAGAUUUGUUCUCAAGGAAUAAAAGGAAAUUUUCCUCUUAAAAUUAA
Molecule: messenger RNA, 698 nt
Organism: Cajanus cajan (pigeon pea)
Lineage: Eukaryota; Viridiplantae; Streptophyta; Magnoliopsida; Fabales; Fabaceae
Source: RefSeq, a predicted model, not a curated record